UUGCGCCUGUUGUACCUCCGACUGAGCUGCCGCCGCCCCGCCACGUUUGCGCCACCUACAGCCCGGAGGGUGAGCGUCAUGGCGGCUUUUUACCCUCUCCCGGUGACCCAGGACCUGCCCACGCUGCGUGCCAAGUUGCAGGGUCUGCUGCGGUUCUUAAGGGAAGCCCUGUCCAUUUCCAACGCACACACAGUGGACUUCUACACAGAGUCCGUGUGGGCGGGGCUGGUUGACUUAUCUCCGGAGACCGUGCUGGCCGCGUUGAGAACGUUGGCGGCGCCGGCGGAGGCCCAGGCCCAGUUUUAUGAGGCGCGCCCCCUGGUGGAACAAGGGAAAGGAUCAGGUAUUACUGAUUUUUCCAAAAUAUUUUGUGAAACUUCUCAGAGGCUAGUGAAUGUCGAAGCCUUUGCUCUGGCUGCAAAACACUAUUCUGUCCAACACUUGGGAAUCUGUACUCCUUUAGAACAGUUGCUUAAAGCUCUUCAAGGAAAUAAAAAACAGAGAACUGGUGAAAAUCUGAAGCCAAAUGAGUUUAUGAAUAUGAAAAAAUCUCAUGAAGUUCAGGCAAUGUCAGACCUAAUUUUCAGUAUUGCUGAUUACUAUGGAAUAAAACAAGUAAUUGACUUGGGUUCUGGUAAAGGCUACCUAAGUUCCUUUUUGUCCUUGAAGUAUGGCUUAACUGUUUAUGGAAUUGAUUCCUCAAAUACCAAUACUCAUGGGGCUCAGGAGAGGAACCGGAAACUAAAGAAACAUUGGAAACUCUACCAUACUAAGUCAAAAGUAGAUGUCAAUGGACUGGCAUUAAAAAUGACAAAAGAAAGAAAAAUGCAAAAUGAAACGAAAUAUAAAGCAGAUACUGAGCAAGUAUAUAACAGUCCUGCAAAGCAAGAAAAGAUGUCUACCUCAGAUUUUUUGCCAGAUUUUUCAGGCUCUGUAAUUUCUGAUAUUAGAAUACAAAUGGAAAACCUACAUACUCAGUCAUAUGAAGAAGAAAAUUUGUGUUUUUUAAAUGCCUUUUCGCUCAUAGACUUUUUGCCUAUCGAUGCCAUAAAGCCUAUUUCAUCAUCACAUAUAUCCAACAGAGAAAUGUCUGAAGCAAAUAAAGGGAGAAGAAAAAUGCCAUCACAGUCAAGUGAAUCAAAUGUAUAUUCACCAUUAACUUCUUUUAUCACUGCUGAUUCAGACCUACGUGACAUUAUUAAAGAUCUGGAGGAUUGUUUAAUGGUGGGUCUACAUACUUGUGGUGAUCUUGCUCCAAAUACUCUGAGAAUAUUUACUUCUAAGUCUGAAAUCAAGGGAGUGUGCAGUGUGGGUUGUUGCUACCACCUCUUAUCUGAAGAGUUUGAAGAGGAGAAUAAAGACUGUACUGAAGAAAAAUGGGGAUUUCCAAUGUGCCAGUAUUUGAAGGAAGAAAGAUGGUGUUGUGGCCAGAAUGCCAGAAUGUCAGCAUGUUUGUCAUUGGACCGGGUUGCAGUUGGCCAAGGGCUGCCCACUGAAUCACUGUUUUAUCGUGCAGUUCUUCAAGAUAUUAUUAAAGAUUGUUAUGGCAUCACCAAAUGCAAUCAGCAUGUUGGUAAAAUUUAUUCCAAAUGCUCUUCCUUUCUGGAUUAUGUCAGAAUGUCUCUAAAGAAGCUUGGAUUAGAUGAGUCCAAGCUGCCUGAAAAAACUAUAAUGGACUACUAUGAGAAGUAUAAGCCUAGAAUGAAUGAGCUGGAAGCUUUUAAUAUGUUAAAAGUCGUUUUGGCUCCUUGUAUAGAGACAUUGAUUCUUCUGGAUCGACUUUGCUACCUGAAAGAGCAGGAAGAUAUUGCAUGGUCUGCACUUGUGAAGUUAUUUGAUCCUGUGAAAUCUCCCAGAUGUUACGCUGUUAUUGCUCUGAAGAAGCAGCAGUGAUUUCAAUUAAAGCAGAUUAAUAGUUAUACCUAUUUAUGUGACUUGUUGCUACAAUUGCUUUUUU
Molecule: messenger RNA, 1957 nt
Organism: Fukomys damarensis (Damara mole-rat)
Lineage: Eukaryota; Metazoa; Chordata; Mammalia; Rodentia; Bathyergidae
Gene: Mettl25
Product: methyltransferase like 25
Exons: 12
Coding region: 79-1893 (604 amino acids)
Source: RefSeq, a predicted model, not a curated record